Messenger RNA from Gaeumannomyces tritici R3-111a-1, 270 nucleotides. RefSeq lists its product as hypothetical. The transcript has 3 exons. NCBI's taxonomy places the organism in Eukaryota, Fungi, Ascomycota, Sordariomycetes, Magnaporthales, Magnaporthaceae. The record is from RefSeq and is a predicted model, not a curated record. The annotation marks the transcript as partial.
AUGGCCGUGGCAGUCCCACGGGAGUUGUGCGGUCUUUUGGGAGGUCCCUUGCUGCACCGGGUCUUCCUCGGUGCUGGGGGAUCGAUUUUCUCUAGCACUUUCGCCCAGUAUUGCCUUUUGGCUGCCCGAACUGUCUUGUCAGCCGCAAGGCACUCUGGAUCAGCCAAGGGAGGCCUGGAGGAACAGGGAGGGGAACGCGACCGGAAGGGUGGCGGCCUGAGGCUGCCAGGACCCACACCACUGAGUAACAGGUCACGUAAUUCCAGGGUG